AAUCCGCCCAAGGCGAGGGAGGGCACGAGAGAGACGCGCGAGAGAGAGGAAGAAAAGCGACCGUAUACGAAGAGAGGAAGAGGACAAGAGCAGCCACACAAUUAAGAGGAAGUGUUGUGUUGAACGUGGGCUAUAGAUGCGCGCAACAGAGUACAGAGGAGGUGAAGCUUCUCAUCCACAGACUCCUUUCUUCAAGAGUCAUUGACAAGAAGAGGAGAGAAGGAGUGAGAGGAAACUCCUAUAGCAACUCUUGGAAGACGUGAGUAAAAAAAAAAAAGUAAAAAAAAAAAAAAAGAAAAAAAAGAGAGAUAGGAUAUAGAAAGCAGGAGUAUAGACUUUUUUUUUUCUCCUGGAAGAAAAAAAAAUGAAUGUCAGCGAAGAGAACCUGCUCAAAUCCAUCUCCAACGACGCGCUCCUCGACCUGACGCAGCGCUACGGCCAGUCAGCCUUCGGGUUCGGUCCGGGACACGGUCCUGGAAGUCCCGGGCGGUUCCAGCUCACACCGGCCACCGACUUCCUCUCCGUGGGGACGGCGAAGAAGUCCAACGAGAGCGGCGGAGAGCACACCAGCGACGACGAGGACGGCUUCGACUCUCUUGACGCGUCCAGGAAGAGAGGCUCGCCAUUUGGAGACGAUAAAACCGGAGGUCCUCUCACCAAGAAGUCCAAAGAGCAGCGGUCCCUGCGGCUCAGCAUCAACGCCCGCGAGAGGAGGAGGAUGCACGACCUGAACGACGCGCUGGACGGCCUGCGCGGGGUUAUCCCCUACGCGCACAGCCCCUCGGUGAGAAAACUCUCCAAAAUAGCCACUCUCCUCCUGGCCAAGAACUACAUCCUCAUGCAGGCGCAGGCUCUGGAGGAGAUGAGGCGGCUGGUGGCGUAUCUGAACCAGGGACAGACCAUAACUUCUCCUAUCCCCACCGCGCUGGCGCCCUUUGGACAGCCGGCUGCCGUGUAUCCGUUCUCGGGCUCUGCGCUCGCAACCUGCGCCGAGAAGUGCACCACUUAUUCCGGGACACCGUCGAGUCUCUUCAAACACUGCAACGACAAGCCUUGAUCUGGUUUUAACAACACACUCUUUUUCCUGAACUUUUUACCUAUAGCCUACUACUACUGCAUCCAUAUGUCUCUCUACCACUCUAGUUACUUUUUAAAUCAUUCUGUGGAAAAGAAAACAAGUUUAUUCUAAUGCGUAAUCUUAAAAUAAGUAAUUAUACUGCAGUGUCUCAUCCAGAUUGAAUAAAACGCUACACAGAAAAUAAACAGUUUGGGCCUUCUUAUAUGAAGUCACUUUGUCGCUCCUAUAUACUUUACAGACAGGCCAAUGUCCAAAUUAUGAGUUUUUGGGGUCAAUUUUUUUGGAGGAUUAUCAGCUCUUAUUUGUAAUCUAUGCAACAUU
Sebastes umbrosus (honeycomb rockfish) is the source of this 1399-nucleotide messenger RNA. It is a transcript of the gene bhlhe23, whose product is annotated as basic helix-loop-helix family, member e23. The coding region runs from base 365 to 1057 and encodes 230 amino acids. The transcript has a single exon. The record is from RefSeq and is a predicted model, not a curated record. NCBI's taxonomy places the organism in Eukaryota, Metazoa, Chordata, Actinopteri, Perciformes, Sebastidae. Gene Ontology annotation, molecular function: protein dimerization activity.